Messenger RNA from Centropristis striata (black sea bass), 6223 nucleotides. It is a transcript of the gene erfl3, whose product is annotated as Ets2 repressor factor like 3. NCBI's taxonomy places the organism in Eukaryota, Metazoa, Chordata, Actinopteri, Perciformes, Serranidae. The record is from RefSeq and is a predicted model, not a curated record. Gene Ontology annotation, cellular component: nucleus. Gene Ontology annotation, molecular function: sequence-specific DNA binding; DNA-binding transcription factor activity, RNA polymerase II-specific. Gene Ontology annotation, biological process: cell differentiation; regulation of transcription by RNA polymerase II. Bases 593 to 2776 code for a protein of 727 amino acids. The transcript is spliced from 5 exons.
UAGCACUGAAUGGUGUGAGAGAGUGGAGCACUUAAAAAAGUCUGUAAAGAAAGAGAGGUUCCUCUACAACGUUAAUUUCUGUCAAAGAACAAAGCUUUGCGGCGGAGAGAUGUCAAACAGCGACGAAGAUGCGGUGGAGACGGAGUAAACAGCUACCGGACAGUUAGCCAAACAACUUGUUAAAGAGAGAAACGCUUUUUCGGCUUGGCUCGAGUCGGGACGGCUGGUCGUUUUCCGCCGCAACUUGGGAGAGAUUUCAGCGCUGCAAGUUGCGGGACGAGAACCGAGGAGCAGCAGCGAGGACUUGACCGCUCGGCUCGGUGGAAAGCGAGCCUUUUGGUCGGUUUGCUCGGUUGGCAGAGAACCGGAGGAGGGGAGCGGACUGAGAGAGCGCGGCGGCUCGGAAAGGAGCGAGAGAGCCGCUGAAGCAGCAGCUACAAAAGUUUGCCGUGUAUCUUCACCUAGUUUUCCAGAUUGGGAACUAGAGAGAGAGGGGGGGGAGAAGAGGCCGAGAGACUGACUUUUCUUUCCACAAGCAACUUUGUGGGAUUCAUCCUGUUUAGCAAACUUUGCUGUCCAGCUCAAGCUAAACAUGAAAACACCUGGAGAUAAUGGGAUCGCCUUCCCAGAAUGGGCUUACAAGCCCGAGUCGAGCCCCGGGUCCAGACAGAUCCAGUUGUGGCACUUCAUCCUGGAGCUGCUCAGGAAAGAAGAGUAUCAUGAUGUCAUCGCCUGGCAGGGGGACUACGGCGAGUUUGUCAUCAAGGACCCUGAUGAAGUGGCCCGGCUUUGGGGGGCCAGGAAGUGCAAACCCCAAAUGAACUACGAUAAGCUGAGCAGGGCUCUCAGAUACUACUACAACAAGAGGAUCCUCCAUAAGACCAAAGGCAAGAGGUUCACCUAUAAGUUCAACUUCAAUAAACUGGUUUUGGUCAACUACCCGUUUAUUGACAUGGGCUCCACUGGAAGCAGUGUCCCUCAGAGCGCCCCUCCUGUCCCCACCGGAGCAGGGACCCACUUCCGCUUUCCUCCCUCAACGCCCUCCGAAGUCCUCUCCCCGAACGAGGACCUGCGCAGCCCCGGUGGCAUGUUCAGUUCUGUGGCCCGAAGAAUGGCACGAGGCUCCGUCAGCGAUUGCAGCGACGGCACCUCAGUCAAUUCUGAGAUUGAGGAUGGCAACACGGGAGCAGGGGAGGAGAGGGGAGAGAGGGGUGUGAGUGGAGGAGGAGGGCCUGGUGGUGGAGGAGGUUACCGGAGUAUCAUCCAUCCUCGUCUGUCUCAUGAAACCCUGUUCCGCAUGUACGGAGGACCAGGUAACCCUGCAGGGCACCCAGGCUCCCGCGGCCACACAGGGCACCGGAUCCACCCAGAUUCCCUGUCGCCCUUCCCCGUGUCCCCUCUGCCAGGGCCUGGAGGAGCUGGCCUCCUGGCCCCUCCUCUGUCCCCAGCGCUCUCCAUGACCCCGACAUCUCACCUCCCCUACACCCCCUCACCCACCCUGUCACCCAUGUUAGGCUCCCACUUCUCCUUCAACCCAGAGGACAUGAAGCGCUACCUGCAGGCCCACACCCAGUCGGUGUACAACUACGGCCUCAGCCCGAGAGCCUUUCUGCAGUACCCAAACAUCGUCAUCCCUCAGCCCCACCGGCCCGCCGCAGACAAGGCUGGAGAGAGAGGAGCGGCCGAGAGAGCAGAAAGAGCAGCGACGGCAGGAGGAGAGAGGGGAGGAGAACGGCACCACCAUCCACCUCUAGCUCACUCUGCCCACCACCACCCGCAUCCACCUCAUUCUGCCCACCCUCACACUCAUUCUCACCCCAUGCAUCACCCACUCCACCUGGGUGAGGAGCCUCCACACCUGUCCCCCUUCAAGUUCAAGCUGCAGCCACCACCGCUGGGCCGGAAGCACAGGGAUAGUCAGAGCCAGAGUAAACCCAGGCAGAGCUCACUGUCCUCAGGAUCUGGCUCCAUGUCGUCUACCUCUGGCCUGGGAUCCUCGCUGUCGUUCGGCAGUGACCUCAGCUCAGCCAGCGGCUCAGGCCUCAUCUCUGCCUCCUCCUCAACACAGUCCCUAAACAGCGCAGGACUUCCCAAGAUAAAGGUGGAGCCCAUCUCUGAUAUUGAGUCAGAGGAAGAGGUGGAGGUGACCGACAUUAGUGAUGAGGACCCAGAUGAAAGAGAUGAGGAGUUUGAACUCUUCUCCCCUCGCCACUCCAGAGCCCCUGACCACCACCAUCACCACAUUGCUAACGGCUUGGCCGCGACCCAACAUCAACACCAUCCUGAUGAGGACCUGGACGAGGACGUCUUCAAAGCCCCUGCUCCGCCUCCACCUGGCCUGAUGCCCUUCUUUACCUCGCAGCACACACACUCCAAUGUGCAUCGCAUGCUGCCCACCCUGAAGAGUGAACCCAUCGAACCAGGUGACAGUAACACCCCCCCACCUCAGACCGGCUCAGUGGGAGCUCCCCACACGAAGUGCAUCCCCCUCAAGCUGCGCUUCAAGAGGCGCUGGAGCGAAGACCAGCGCAUGGAGGCCUCACAGGAGGAGUCGGACGACAAGAAAGUACGACCAGAGGAAGAGAGGGAAAGAGAGAGGCAAAGUAACGGACGGAUGGAGAUGGAGGAGGAUGGGACAGGCAGUGGAGAAGGGGACAGUCCUCCCCCGUUGGCGUACGAGGGCUCUUUGGCCACACCGUUGGCCUCACAUCGGAGGGUUAGCGCUGAGCUGCACCGUGCCACUGCACAGCUGUCUCUGGAGAACAAAGACUGCUGAUGAGAGACACAGCCCAAACACUACUGCUCCGGUAGCACUGGAGGUUGCUCUGGAGUGUGUAAAUGGUUCCUCUGUAAUCCCUCUCCCACACUGACAAACUAGAUUCCUGAAACCUCCUGUGAACUGAGAGCACAGUCCAGCAUACAUGCAUAGAAAACAAACACCUCAAAGACAGCCUAAUUCUUGUCAGACCUCCCCCCACCACCAACAAUUCUCUGUCUGGAUCAUGGCUCUUCUGGGACACAUCCUUUGGGAGGUGGGACUCACUCUGAUUCAGCCAUCCCAGGCAGCAAAGUGUCUGUAACGGGGCUGAAAUCAGAGGGAGGCUCCCUCAUGAAACUUGGCUCCAAGUUCACCUCCCACCUGGCCAGUGAAGCUCCAGAUGCCCUGCCCCAGUAGCACAGCUCCCGCCUUCAAGCUCCAUCAAUAGGAUCAGCAGCCAGUCAGCACUUUCCUCAGGGGACACACACUCCCUUAAAGCCCAGCAAACACACCUAGGAUGAGGAUGUGCACACUCUCCCCUCUGCUACUUUUCCUACAAGCUGACGGGACUUUGAUAAGUGCCUGUAUCUAAAAACCCCACAGCCCUGGCAUGACGUGGAAGAGAGCAAAGAAGGGAGAGGACUGCUACGAGUAAUCAAUCUUGAACUCGUGAAAGCCUUGUAAAGUUUGGCAGAUACUGAAAAAUCAUUGGGGGAAAAGGAAAGUGUCUCUGAGACUGAAUAGUGGGGCUGUUGGGUGUUGUUUAACUGACUCUUAAACCUGGCCCACUCCACUCAGGGAAGCCUAUUGCUGUAUGUUUAUUGGAUUCAUGCACACAAACACACACACACACACACACGCAAAAACAAAAAAACAACCAACAGUGAAAGGGACUCACUGUCUCAGACUCACUGCAACACAAGACUUUACAUGCAUUCACACAUGCAGACUUUGACUCUGGCACACUGUUCUCUCAGAGCUUUUGACUUUUGUAUAACCUUCCUUCUGUCUCUCUCCUGUCCUGCCCCUCUUUCGCUUGCGGACCACCUGUUGAAAGAUCAUGACUCCACUCACAGAAAUCAUUUCAACCCAAGGGAGAUGUGAGGAGAGGAAAAGAGAAGAAUGAAGAAGUACUUCAGCAUAGAGCAAGGACUGCUGAGGGGGACCACGAGGGGAAGGCAGCAGGGGAAGGAAGGGUUUGAGGGGUUCCAGUAACUAUUAACUAGCCUUCUCACCUCACCUAACACGGCUUGUACACUGAAAAUAGUUCCUCUCGAGUCCCAGCAGCACAGAAUCCUAGUUCACCAGCUACAGCUCCUCUAACAAUCAUAGAUAGUGUUAAACUAAACCAGCAAAAACACACGUGCACGACACUGCCUUUAGCUCUUAAACAUGCUCCCUGCCUCUCUCUUUGAGUCUGGACUUCCAGCUCUGUAGUGGCGUCAUCCUCAGGUCCUGAGAGUGUGUGAGACUUCCAGGCCUGUUAACUACAUGAGUGUGAGAGCCUGAGAGAGCAGGGGGAACAUCUUAGACCUCACACACACACACACACACACACACACACACACACACUGCCUCUUUAUGCCUUGUUUUUAUAGCAUGUACAAAAGUGCAAACUGAGCUCUGAUAACACACAUACAGACUAUAUCUUUAUAUAUUCUAGAUGAAAUUAUUAAGAACGUGAGAUUUUAAAAAGAACAAUAGCAUUUUAAUGAUAUGAUUGAUUCAGGAUUUUUUGUAAGUGGAUUAUUUUGAGUGGUCAUGCCACUCACUAGGUAACACGGUAUGGAGGGUGGGGUGGGGGUCCGGGUUUUUCUUGUACAUUUGUUUCAUAGUCAAACAAGCCAGAGAAAAACAGCACAGGCCAGUCUACCAGAACAAGACCAGCAACAAGAAGAGGAAAAAUACAGGACUCGAACAGACUGCUAAUGAUUCAGAUGUGUGGUUCACUCUGCUGUUCACUUCAUUUGCAGUAGCUUGCCCUUUUAGCACGCAGCACUCUGCUCUUUCCUGUCUUUACAGUCUCGCUCAGCUCAGUGGGGUUCUCCCCGGCCCGAGCUGUCCACCACCUCUCCAGGCUCUGUGUGUGUGUGUGCGUGUGUGGGUGGGUGAGUGUGUGCGUGCACAGUUAGCUCAUGGAUUAAAAAGGAGUCUUUUCUCUUAGGCUUGUUCACAUAAUGCUCCAAAGUUCACAGCAGCUCUGGAUUGGGGUGACAGAGAGUGGGUUAUGGGGUUAAUCAUUACCAUAAGUCGGACAUGUGAGGCCCUGUCCUAAAAGGCCCUCUACUCAAACUAUGCACAUUCACACAUACACAACCUGUGAUUAUGUUUUCACAUCCUGGAGCUUUUUAUCACUGCAGCCAGGACAUCCAGGCGUCUGAUUGGUCAACUGAGCCAUGUUGACCAGCAGCUUGUCCCUGCCUGACCAGCAACAAGACGGAUCUAUAGCAGCGAACUGUGAGAUAGAUGGCCUCCAGGCGGUCUGUGUAGCUGAGUUGAUUGAAUUUCCUCAUCAGACCCCUGUGGUCUGGACUGGAGCAUGUCACAACACAUACACACGCGCACACACACACACACACACCUUCGCCCCCUUCAAGUCCUGUGUCUGUAUUUUAACUGACAGCUGCCUUAUUACUACUUUUCAUAUCUCAGCAACAGAUGAGGCAUCAGUCUUACCUGCUCUGCACUCUUUCUCUCUCUUUCGGUUUCAUUUUUCCUCGCUCUGUUUCAGGCGUUGUCUGACUUCCUGCAAACUGCGGCGUGAUCUGACUCAGUCAUGAUAUUGCAGGGUAAAAAGAUUGAUUGUAACGCAGGCUCCCUCGCAUCCUGUUUCAGGCCUCUACAGUCAGAGAACGGUAGACAAAACAGCACAAAGAUUACAUUUCUCUAUCAAAAGAAUAAAGGUUUCUCAGUUUAUUUUUCUGAUGUCAAUAUUGCUAUUGAUUAUUGUUGUUGUUAUUAUUGUUUUCAUUGGGUUAUUUACCUUUCCACCUGGCAUUAUUAUUAUUCCAUGGCUGUUAGCUGUUGCUUUUUAUGUUGUGUUACAUCACUUUGGAUGAUGUGGAAUCCCCCCAAACUCCAUUCCCUGUUUCAAGCCCCCACAAGCAGAGACCCUUUUCUUGUCUUUAGUUUUUACAAAUGUAAUAUAACUAAAAUGUGUAAUAUUAAUUUUGAUGCUGACCGAGAAAUAACAUUGGGGACUGAGAGGAAAAGGCAGCGGCGGAGGAUUUUAUUUAGGGGCAGAUGGGGGAGUGAUUUUAUCUUUUUUUGUCAUGUAUUGUAAUUUUUAUUUUAUAAUGUUACCUUUUUCUCUUUUUGCUUCUGUAUAUUUUUUCAUUUUUUUUCGGGGCAAGGGGGUUGUAUCAUUUUAAAAGAAGAAAAAAGAUGUGUAUUGUUUGACUGUGUAUCUUCUCCCUCUUUCAGUCUCUUCUUUCACCUCGUCUCCCCCCGAGCAGUUACAUAACA